AUGGAUGGCACCGACAUUGUUACGUUUCGAGAAAAUGACAAGGCUUUUCGAUUAUUUGGUACGAACGUUCAUGUAAAGGUCGGCGCCUAUAUUGCUGGUGUAAUCGGGUUCGCUGUGACGAUAGCCUUCUGUAUAACGUACACAUUCUAUCAUAGCAGAGGCAUGGGACGAAAUCCGUUUCUUGAUCAUUUAGAACUAGUCGAUCUGAUAUUCGCAUUCACUGUUGGUAUUCCUUGUCACAUCCUACUUUUCUGGGCCAUCGCUAAAGAAAGGCUAUUCUUCAGUCCAUUUUUGGUGUUCUAUUUGACGAACUUCGCUUUGAAUGUGAUUUUCACGGUGAUCACGGUGAUCGCUGCUUCGUUGGAUCUUCAUCGGCAACUCUUCGGCAACAUCAAAUACGACCUCGGUUGGACGGCUUUUCAGUCCCGUUCGAUGGCCGCUCGAGCGGAAGUGGGUGGUACUAAG
Ostertagia ostertagi is the source of this 465-nucleotide messenger RNA. The record is from the annotation of a GenBank genome assembly. Lineage: Eukaryota; Metazoa; Nematoda; Chromadorea; Rhabditida; Trichostrongylidae.